Messenger RNA from Staurois parvus, 369 nucleotides. The record is from the annotation of a GenBank genome assembly. NCBI's taxonomy places the organism in Eukaryota, Metazoa, Chordata, Amphibia, Anura, Ranidae.
GGACGAUACCUAUGCAUGUCAUUCCGCUGCAGUAUACGCCAUAUUGUGUCAUGUGAAAAAAUCACCCCAGUUUGGCUUUCUACUUCUUUAGCUAACUACAGUUGCACUUCCAUUGUAAUUUUCUUCAACCCUUCUCAUCUCAAGAUGCUCCUGUGGAAGUGUUAACUUUUAUGGACGGCCUGGACAACUCUGUGAGAUGGUUGCAGUUCCAUCUUUGUUAAAUUUUUGUAUCGCUUUUGCCACAGUAUUCUGAGUGAUAACUAAAGCUUUGCUGUUCUUCUUGUAGCCUUCACCUUUCUUGUGUAAAUAAAUUUUCUUUCUCAGGCCUUGUGACAUUUCUCUUCCAUGUGGUGCCAUUGCUGACAGCUU